AUGAAGAAAACCUUUGAGAUGGUUGUUAAAGGUAACUGCUCCUUUGAUCUCAAAACACUGUGUAACUGGCGGAAUGAAAGGAUAGGAGAUCAUUUUGAUUGGCUACUCCGGCAAGGAGCUACUCCUAGUUUAAACACAGGACCGAGCAGCGACCACUCAGGAGGUGGAAGAUACAUCCACAUCGAAGCGUCAUAUCCAGCAAAACAAAAUCAGUUCGCAGAGCUGCUAAGUCCUUUCAUCUGGGGACCAAAAUGUUUACACUUCUUUUAUCACAUGUAUGGAUUACAUAUAGGAAGACUUGAUGUAUUAGUGAGGGCUACGGGACAACGGCAAAAUUACCUGACUUGGCAAAGAACAGGAAACCAAGGCAAUCAGUGGAGAAAGGCCGUUGUCUUUAUACCUUUUGUGGGCGAGUUUCAGGUGGCACUACAAGGAGUCGCUGGCCAGAGUUACCAAGGGGACAUUGCAGUCGACGAUGUGAUAUUGACGGAUGGAAUGUGUGUAGAUCAAUCCGAAACCUCAGUAUACAUAAAGUCAUGGAACAAGGAGAGUUUAAAGAUUCCAAACAGCAAAACAACCUCUUGA
Molecule: messenger RNA, 585 nt
Organism: Stylophora pistillata
Lineage: Eukaryota; Metazoa; Cnidaria; Anthozoa; Scleractinia; Pocilloporidae
Product: MAM and LDL-receptor class A domain-containing protein 1-like
Cellular component (GO): membrane
Molecular function (GO): protein binding
Source: RefSeq, a predicted model, not a curated record